Molecule: messenger RNA, 2004 nt
Organism: Anarrhichthys ocellatus (wolf-eel)
Lineage: Eukaryota; Metazoa; Chordata; Actinopteri; Perciformes; Anarhichadidae
Gene: eci1
Product: enoyl-CoA delta isomerase 1
Exons: 7
Coding region: 72-983 (303 amino acids)
Biological process (GO): fatty acid beta-oxidation
Cellular component (GO): mitochondrion
Molecular function (GO): delta(3)-delta(2)-enoyl-CoA isomerase activity
Source: RefSeq, a predicted model, not a curated record
AGAAGAAGAAGAAGACGGAAGUUGUUUCCUGCUGUCUCUAAUCCGGAGUUGAACCUGAGUCCGAGGACGAAAUGGCCUUGAGAGCUGCAUUGAGGAACAAAUGCGUGUUGUCAGGUCUUCUUUCCCAGCGAUCCUCCUGCAGCAGUCAUGGCAGAGUAUGUGCGUCUCCUGUCCUCGCUGCUCAGCGGAGGAACAACUCCACCUCGCCUAAAAUAGACGUGGAGUUUGACCAAAGCACGGGUGUGGCUGUGAUGCACCUGCAGAGUCCGCCAGUCAACAGCCUCAGUUUAGAGUUCCUCACAGAGCUUUCCAUCGGUGUGGAGAAGCUGGAGAUGGAUAAGAGCUGCCGAGGCCUCAUCAUCACCUCGAGCCAGCCCAAGGUGUUCUCAGCCGGGCUGGACAUCACGGAGAUGUACGGGAAGAGUCCAGAGCACUGUGGAGAGUUCUGGAGAGCCGUUCAGGAGAUGUGGCUGAACCUCUACGGCUCCAACAUGAUCACUAUAGCUGCAAUCAAUGGUUCCAGUCCUGCAGGCGGCUGUCUCAUGUCUCUGACGUGUGACUACAGGAUUAUGGCGGACAACCCGCGUUACAGCAUCGGCCUAAAUGAGACGCAGCUGGGCAUCGUGGCACCUUUCUGGUUUAUGGACACCAUGAAGAACACAUUGGGCCACAGAACCACAGAGGUGGCUCUUCAGUUGGGGCUGCUCUACAACCCGUCAGAGGCCCUGAAGAUAGGACUGGUGGACCAGCUGGUACCUGAAGACCAGAUCCUCACCACAGCCAAGCAGACCAUGACCAAGUGGUUGGCUAUUCCAGACCACGCCAGAGCGAUCACCAAGUCCAUGAUGAGGAAGCCAACCAUCGACAAGCUGACGUCCAACAGAGACGCCGACAUCAAACACUUUGUCAACUUCAUCACCAAAGACUCCAUUCAGAAGUCGCUGGGCAUGUAUAUGGAGAUGCUUAAAAAGAGAAGGGGCUAGAGGAGAGAGGGGAAACUAAUAGAAUGAUGCACUCAGUUGAAAAACGCAUUCAGUGUCACAUGUUCAUUUGUGUCAAUUGUGCUAAGAUGAUUGAGUACAGUUCCCUGCAGCAGCUCACCUUCACUGUUCAACCAGCAAGCUGGUGGAACACUCACCAUAAUAAGUCGUUUGUUUCACUCAUGUAGCAGAAAGGAACAACUGCAUUCUGUUGCUAACCCUGUGUUGGACAAUGACAAUAACUUAACCUUGAACCUUGACAGACACCAGUGAUUCAGUGACAUAAAUGUUUUCUUCACAUUUCUUUAAAGUAACAUAACAUUUCAAUUUACUGUCAAACCCUCUGUUUGUUUUGAGAUACAUUCAGUAAGCUAGUUAGCCGGACAUGCUAACAUUUGAAGACACUUGUAGCCAUUAUUAUUAUUUUUUAAGCUAAAGAAAUUCACUGCUCUGGUUUGUAGAGAAAUCCAAAACUUCAAAACCUACCACGCUGGGUUACGGUUGCUAAGCUGUGAUUGGAGAUUUGCUUUUUCGGGGGAGGGCUUUAGCGAACAGUCAGUUAUUGCCACGAACCGGUCUCCACUGAGUCCCGAGCAUUACUGUAACUUCAAGAACCAUAACUAACGAAAGUAACCCUGGGUGCAUUUGAACAGCCCACAGUGGGCGAUGCCUUUGUGACAGAUUUAUCUACAUAACGUGACUUUACUGCUUUUUAGCCUGAACAUUCUUAAGCAAUGGGAGUUUUUAUGUGGUCAGAGAAUUGAUUUGUGUGAUUUAAAGAAUAAAAAGACUGACUUUCAGUUCUGGCAGUUUACUUCAUCUUAAAAAAUGAUCCCCAUGGCCGCAUUGAGAAGUAAAGUAUCUUUCGAUUUGUCUUUGAGACAGUUGUACAACUAUUAUUAUUACUACCACUACUACUGUUGUCAUGAUACGCUGAUAGCUUCAGUUUUUUGUGCAACGUUUUUCGAUAUCUGCUACUACAGAUGCUGCCACUUGAUACAAUAAAGGUGCGUGGACUUCUGUU